Messenger RNA from Lineus longissimus, 975 nucleotides. Its product is annotated as serine/arginine-rich splicing factor 11-like. The transcript has a single exon. The coding region runs from base 1 to 975 and encodes 324 amino acids. NCBI's taxonomy places the organism in Eukaryota, Metazoa, Nemertea, Pilidiophora, Heteronemertea, Lineidae. The record is from RefSeq and is a predicted model, not a curated record.
AUGAGUGCGCCAGAUACUCUCCCAUACAUUACAGCGAGAACACCAAGGACCUCCUCCAAGGGAAGCAGUCCCGUGAGUAGUACAGCCGUCAUAAAGCCUCACGAGCGACCUGCCCUCAUCUCCUUGGCAAUUGAAUCACCCAUCAGUUCUCCCGGUAUGGACCACCGGGAGCAGAAGAUGAGGAAGCCGUCGGGGAUGUCGGCUGGGAGUACCACGUCGAGUAACAAGACCCACAGCAGUCAGGGAGUGGGCUAUCUCAAGAAACAGGACCGCACGAAAACGUGGUGCCCAACGUCAACAGAGCCAAUCACGAGUUCAAAAAGUGACGAUCAGAAGUUAGAGACGUUGCCGGAGGGACAGGCGACCAUGGCGAAUGACACUACUGGUCACGUGUCACCUACACGUAGACAGAGAAAGGCACGCACGGAUGCUGCAUCACAGUUUUCCAAGACCCCCAGCAAAGCGACGAACCUCUCCAGACGCAGCGUCUCUACGCAGGAUCUGUCUUCGAUAAAACGUGACAAGAACAACAGUGAGACGCCCCGACAGAGCAAGAAGACGAAACUACAGCGUUAUAACUCGGAUCAAAAACUAACAGACAUUACCGGUAAUCGAAAAAACAGUCACAGUACGCAGACGAAUUCGAACCAGCGGCGGUCAUUGGGAUAUUCUAGCGGUGACCGUGAUACGAUACCACAUUCACAUUCCCGGCGGACUAGUAAACGGGAAUCAGUACAGAGUUCACAAAUGGACGAAACAGGUGAUGAUGCUGGUUAUGAUUCCGAUGAGGGCCGCCAGGAUCGCAUCAUACAGUGGCUGAUCGGCGUUGAAACGUCGUGUGAAGAGCGCCCCCCGGAGCCAACCAUUGUUGACACUGGUCCCCUACAAACUGAUACCGCUAUUCACAUAGUGUAUGAAAGUCAGAAGUCACAGCAACCUAUAAACUUGUCACAGCUGCAGUUGAACGGGAAAUGA